Prunus mume (Japanese apricot) is the source of this 2355-nucleotide messenger RNA. Lineage: Eukaryota; Viridiplantae; Streptophyta; Magnoliopsida; Rosales; Rosaceae. The record is from RefSeq and is a predicted model, not a curated record.
GAAACUAGCUACCUUCGUUGGAGAUCAGAGGUCCCCUUCUUCUUUGUUUUUUUUUUUUUUGUCUUUCAAUUAUGUCUUACUCUCAGAAAAUGGGAGGAAAGAGAACUCAAACUGAUUCAGGAAGCAGAUCGUCAAGCUCAUCCAUUUUACAAGAUGAUCAAGAAGGCUUUUCACCAACCUCAUCAAACGCACUGGUACUUGUCCAAAACCCACCAAUUGUCUCCUCCUACAAUGAGAGAAUCCGCCCCAUGCUUGAUGCCAUUGACAAGCUCCGCAACCUCAUGGUUAUGGAGGAAGGCAUACAGCUGCCCACCAUUGUUGUUGUGGGAGACCAGUCAUCUGGCAAAUCCAGUGUUCUUGAGUCCCUCGCCGGCAUCAGCCUUCCACGUGGAUGGGGAAUCUGCACAAGGGUUCCUCUCAUAAUGAGGCUUCAGCACCACUCUGAUCCUGAACCAGAGCUUUCACUGGAGUACAAUGGCAGAGUUGAGCACACUGAUGAGGACAAUAUUUCUGAGGACAUUGUGAAUGCCACCAAUCUGAUUGCUGGGGACUGUAAGGGAAUUUCAGACACCCCAUUGACCUUGUUGGUGAAGAAGAAUGGUGUGCCUGAUUUGACCAUGGUUGACCUCCCUGGAAUCACUAGGGUUCCAGUUCGUGGCCAGCCUUUGAAUAUCGCUGAUCAGAUCAAAGAUAUGAUCAUGAAGUACAUAAAACCAGAUGAGAGCAUCAUUUUGAAUGUUUUAUCUGCUUCUACUGAUUUUAGCACAUGUGAGUCAAUUAGUAUGUCGCGGAGGGUGGACAAAACUGGUGAGAGGACUCUGGCUGUGGUUACAAAGGUUGAUAUGGCACCAGAGGGACUGCUGGAGAAGGUUACAGCUGAUGAUGUGCAUAUUGGUCUUGGCUAUGUCUGCGUAAGGAACCGGAUUCGAGAUGAAGAGUAUGAGGAGGCGAGGGCUAUUGCGGAUCGAUUAUUUGAAACUGAUCCUUUUCUUUCGAAGAUUGAUAAGUCUAUGGUUGGGAUUCAGGUUUUGGCUGACAAGUUGGUCCAAAUUCAAGCUGCUAGUAUAGCUAGAAACUUGCCUGAUAUUGUAAAGAAGAUCAAUGACAAGCUGAAUUCUUACCUUUCAGACCUCAACAAAAUGCCGAAAAAGCUGUCAUCUGUUGCUGAGGCCAUGACUGCUGUUAUGCAGAUCAUUGGAGCAUCCAAAGAAUCACUUAAGAAAAUUCUUGUGAGGGGAGAAUUUGAUGAGUUCCCGGAUGACAAACACAUGCAUUGCACGGCUAGGCUUGUUGAGAUGCUCAAUAAGUGCUCAGAUCAGCUUCACGAGUGCAAUGUGAGUGACCCCAAAAGUAAUUUCUUAAAGGAGGAGAUUGCAAUUUUGGAGGAGGCAAAAGGUAUAACCCUUCCCAAUUUUGUUCCGCACAAUGCUUUUCUUUUAGUCUUGCAGGGUAAAGUUAAGGGGAUUUCGAGCAUACCUAUUGAGUUUGUUGAGCAGGUUUGGAGUUAUAUUGAGGAUGUGGUUUUGUCUGUGUUAAUAAGAAAUACAGAAAACUAUUACCAUGUUCAAUUGUCUGCCAGAAGAGCAGGCCAUAAUCUUAUUGAAAAGAUGAAACAAAGGUCGAUUAAUUGGAUGACGGAGAUAGUGGAAAUGGAGAAACUAACUGAUUAUACAUGUAAUCCGGAAUAUAUAUCCGAAUGGCAUAGGCUCAUGACUGAACAAGAAACAUUCAUAAAAAAGGUCUUGCAUGAUUAUCUGAUACUUGGACCCAACGCUAAGAUAAACAUAAAUGUAGAGGGAAUUGGGAUGGUUGAAGUUGGAGGUCUAAGGAAGUACCCACAUGUCCUAUUGUCUCAAGCUUUCGACUUGAAAAUGCGGAUGACUGCGUAUUGGAAUGUUGUGCUGAGAAGGUUGAUUGAUAUCAUGGCUUUGCAUUUGCAGCUGAGUGUUUCAAACUUUGUGAAUAAGGACAUGGAGAUUGAGAUUAUGAAUGACCUACUGGGACCUAACCAUGGUGGUGGGAUUGAGAGGAUGCUGGAGGAACCUCCAUCAAUUGCAGUGAAGCGCCAGAAGCUCAUCAAGAGCAUCAAAAAGCUCAAGGAGUCUAAAGAGGUUGUGUGUAAGGUCAUGGACGACAGGUUUACUCACACCGAUUACCUUGUGUGAUAGAUAACUAAGGAGUCCAAUUAAAUUAUGGUAUGUUUCGUGUAAAAGAAGGCAUUUUGCCAAUGAUGUGUGGUUGAUCUGUUUGUACUUAAUUAUGGAUCUGCAUUUUGUUUAUCAUGUACCUGGUUGGUUGAUGUUCUUGUGUGGAUGAUCUGUUUCUACUUAAUUAUAAGCACAUUCUGUUUUUGUC